Molecule: messenger RNA, 3073 nt
Organism: Hevea brasiliensis (rubber tree)
Lineage: Eukaryota; Viridiplantae; Streptophyta; Magnoliopsida; Malpighiales; Euphorbiaceae
Exons: 17
Coding region: 156-2774 (872 amino acids)
Biological process (GO): transcription initiation at RNA polymerase III promoter
Cellular component (GO): transcription factor TFIIIC complex
Molecular function (GO): histone acetyltransferase activity; protein binding
Source: RefSeq, a predicted model, not a curated record
AACAACACGCCCGCGGGCCGGCCCCGCCCACGCCCUCGCCCUCGCCCGCGCCCGCGCCCGCACCUUCGCCCACAGCCCCUUUUUCCAAGUCAGUUCCUCACCAAGAUCGUCUCUCUUCCAUAUCGUUCUCUUACUUCUCUCCUCGUUGUGUGAUCAUGCCUUCACGAUUCCAAGCUGCUCAACUGGUGGCUUCACCAUUGUACCCAAACGCCAUAGCUUGGUCUGACGAGAAUCUUAUUGCCGUCGCUUGCGGUCACCUUGUCACCAUUCUGAAUCCAGCAUUGACACUUGGACCUCGAGGCUUAAUCACCAUUCCUACCUGUGAACCUUAUCCAAUUGGGCUGGUCAAAAAAGAAGAUUUGCUCGCUGGAUGUUUGCUGCCCAAUGCUUUAUCUCGAGAUCGUCGACCAUGUGUACGAUCAAUUUCUUGGUCUCCGCUCGGAAUGGCUCCUAACUUUGGGUGCUUGCUUGCAGUUUGUACCACAGAAGGACGUGUAAAGCUUUAUCGAUCACCUUUUUGUGAUUUUUGUGCUGAGUGGAUAGAGGUUAUAGAUAUAUCAGAUAGGCUAUAUGAUUUUCUUGCAAAAACAAAUUUUGGGCAGUCAGAAAUCCUUGAUUCAGAGAUUGUUCAUGAGCAAACAACACAAGUAAGGCUCAGUGAUAAUCUUGCUGAUGUUUUUCCAAACACUAUUACUGGAAAGGGGCAUAAGCGAAGAAGAGCUAGUACCACUAAUGGCAUCGAUAAGGAGUCUGAAACUUUUGGAGGCCAACUGAUAGGUAAUGGUGAGAAGCUCCAUGCUGGAUCUAGCCCUCACACUAAUACGAGGGAAGAGCAGUUGCCUAAGAUAACUGCAGACCAAUAUGCUUCUCGCAGUCAGAUGCUGUCAUCAAUUGUUGUUGCCUGGUCACCAGUGUUGUGCUUGACAUCUAAAAUCUGUACAGCUCCUCAAAAUGAUUCACCCCAUAGAUUCUCUAUAUUUGCAGUUGGAGGGAAGGCUGGCAAAAUUUCAAUCUGGAGAAUUCAUGCACCACAAUGCUACUCUAUUGAGCACAAUAGAGUCUCUCCUGGUGUUAUGCUUGUCGGGCUUCUACAGGCACAUAAUUCAUGGGUCACUGCAGUCAAUCUGGCAUUACUUAGUUCUAAUUCUAAUCAUCAGGUUUUAUUGGCUAGUGCGAGUUCUGAUGGGAGUGUGAAGAUCUGGCUGGGGAACGGUGAGAAAUUGCUGGAAUCAUCAGAAUCUGAUAAUGCUCCAUUUGUUCUACUGAAGGAGGUUAUAUUUGGCAAUAUUGUCCCAGUUUCAGUACUUUCACUAGUAAUACCUGUUCAGGCACCCUACAAAAUUCUCUUAGCAGUUGGCAAAGGAUCUGGUUCGUUUGAAGUAUGGACAUGUGACAUAUCUAGUUGCAAGUUUGAUAAAGCUUGUUCACAGGAUGCUCACGACUAUGUUGUUACUGGUUUAGCUUGGGCUUUUGAUGGGUGUUGUUUGUACAGCUGUGGUCAGGAUAAUUAUGUUCGUAGCUGGCUAUUACAUGGGAGUUCUCUUUGUGAAGUAUCCAUUCCAUCAUGUACUCCUGGUUUGAGGAGUUCAACUGAUCUUCCAGAUGUAUUCUUUUCGUGCCUAGGUGUAGCAGUAUCUCCUGGAAAUCUUGUAGUUGCGAUGGUCCGAAAUCUUGAUGUUGAUCAAUUGGAUCAUAUGUAUGAGGGAAGGGCACAAAAGGCUAUUGUUGAAUUCUUCUGGAUUGGUGGACAAAAUUUGAAUAUGUUGUUCAACACUUCUCAAGACUUUGUUAAAGAAUCUUUUCAUGGUUUUUCCCAAAGUGAAUUGUUAUACUGGGAGUCCAAUAUUCUCUGGUCUUUGAAAAACUUUGAAAGUCCAGAUAAACCUCUAGUUAUUUGGGAUAUCAUAGCAUCAUUAUUGGCUUUCAAGCAGUUUAUGCCAGAAUAUGUGGACCGUAUACUAGCUAGUUGGCUCUCUAUGUCAUAUUUAGGUUCCCAUAUGGACCUUUCCAUUAAUGAGGUUUUGACACACAUAUCUGAUAAUCUAUCAAAAAUUACUUCUCGCCAGUUGCACAUUCUAAAUAUCAUUUGUCGAUGCCUGGUCCUAUCUAUGUUGAAGGCUGAUGAAAUUAACAGUAAAUUGAACUUUGAAGAACAAACUAGUGCUGCAGGGGAGCAACAAACUUUGUGGAUAAAGUUACUUUUCAGGAGUGAAAAAGAACUCCGUGAAAGGCUUUUGGUUUUUAGUUUUUCUUCUUUUUUAGCCAAAAAUUUUAUUGAGACUGGGUACUGGCAUCCUGUUGGAAUUGCACAAAUGGAGCAGUGGGUUGAACUUAAUCGCGAUCAUGUCAAUGAUCAACUAAAUGUCCUCACAUCAGAAGUUCAAAAACAUAAGAGCAGGCUUUCAUCCAACAAAUUUGAGGUAGAGGAACGAUGUAGCUAUUGCUCAGCAUCUGUUCCUUUUAAUUCUCCAGAGAUUGCAUUUUGCCAAGGUUUAGAGAGUAGCAACAGAGAUAUGCAGAACCACAAAUUGGUUAGAUGUGCUGUUUCCAUGCAGGUUUGCCCAGCGACACCGUUAUGGCAUUGCAAGUGUUGUAACAGAUGGGCUUCCAAAUUGGCACCAGAGACUCUAUUUACAAAGCCUGGAUAUCCUGUAGAUUUCAAACCUUUAACAGAAGCUUGUGUAGAAGAGUUGUCAAAACCCUUGUGUCCCUUUUGUGGGAUACUGCUUCAGAGAUUACAGCCAGAUUUUCUGCUUUCUGCAUCGCCAGUGUAAUUAAUAUGGGGUUGUUCCAUAUUUAGGAUUCUAUUAGAUUGACUAAUUGCUCAAUGUACAAUAAGAUUAAAUUAGAAACUAAUUGUAAUUUGAGCAUUUCAACGUAUUUUCCGGUAUUCCGUGCCGGAAAUUGCUCAUGUAACAUUGUAAUUUUUCCCAGUGUGUAACUGUAUGUACAAGUCAUAAGAUGGUGAGGUGGUUUUGCCAACCUUAUCAGAAUCUUUGGUAUCCCCUUAAGAUGGGAAUUUAUUUUGUAUAAUUUAUCAUUUAGUGAUAAAAAUUACAAUUUAAUUUCUCUA